Messenger RNA from Bombina bombina (fire-bellied toad), 1662 nucleotides. It is a transcript of the gene KATNBL1, whose product is annotated as katanin regulatory subunit B1 like 1. The record is from RefSeq and is a predicted model, not a curated record. Gene Ontology annotation, cellular component: nucleolus. Gene Ontology annotation, molecular function: microtubule binding. The transcript is spliced from 10 exons. Lineage: Eukaryota; Metazoa; Chordata; Amphibia; Anura; Bombinatoridae. The coding region runs from base 215 to 1123 and encodes 302 amino acids.
CAUCCUGUUAGAUCGCUGCUUGCUUGCUAUGUGAUUGACAGCGGUUUGUGUUUUCCCAGCAUGCCCUGCGGGUCGGUUUGAAUGGCGCAGGCUUAUGUCAGGAAGAAGUGAUCAGAGUUCGAAUCACAAAGUGAAUGCACCGUAUCCUGCACGUUAUACUUUUCAGCAAAACACCAACCCUGCGGCGGGGCCAUGACCCGAUUUUUCAGGGAUUAUGGCAUCUGGAGCCCGCGAUCCUAAGAAGCGGGACCUGGGCGAAGGUUACGCAAAUGAUUUCCCAUGGAAGAGAGUCUCUCCUUCAGCCAAGCAGAACAUGAAGGAGAGUAACAAUCUUUCAAAGGAGAAGUUGGUUUCUGAAGGAAAUAGACUAUCAGUUGGGCAUUCUUCACAAAGCAGUCAAAAGUACUCCAAAGUAGUUUAUUGCAAGAGAAAAGCUCAACAACAAACCCAGUGUCCCACCUACAGAAAGCGGCAGCUCCCCAACAGCCGGGGCUGUGACAUGGCAAAUAAGGAAAAUGAGCUGGCAGCAGGGAACCUGCAUGAGAAAAUCCAUAAUGAGCGGCGCAGCUUUGUGUUCAAUUCCACGGAUUCUGGCUCCUCACAAACAGAAGGACCGUCAUCCAAGUAUAGUGGGUUUUUUACAGAGGUUUCAAAGGAUCAUGAGACAAUGGCCCAAGUUCUGUUCAGCAGGAAUCUGCGGCUAAAUGUAGCACUCACUUUUUGGAGGAAGCGCAGUGUAAAUGAACUUGUAGCAUAUCUAGUCAGGAUACAAGACCUAGGGGUUGUUGUAGAUUGUCUACCGGUCCUUACAAACAGUCUUCAAGAAGACAAAGCAUCAGUGUCUGUUGGAUGCUGUGUGGAUCUUCUGCCUCUGGUUAAAGCUCUACUGAAAAGUAAAUUUGAAGAAUAUGUCAUUGUGGGGCUAAACUGGCUGCAGGCUAUUGUGAAGAGGUGGUGGACACAAUUAUCUGCCAAUUCAGGAAGCAUAGAAGAUGAAAAUGUCCAAAUUUUGAAAAGUCAGCUAAGUGGAAUGUGGCAGCAAGAAAGCCAUCUAACAUCUGUUCCAGGAUACACGGGCAACAUAGCUAAGGAUUUGGAUAGUUAUUUAUCACAGCUUCAUUGACUGGUGCUUCCUUGGACUUUACACCGUUAUUUUAUGAAUUGACCAGAUGAAAUAUUUUUGCGCAAGGUUUUCUUCUAAAGCUUGUGAUGGCGACAUAGCCGCAAAAGUUUAGUAAAACCACUAAUAUUGAAGAGGACUGCUGGUCAAUUUCCACGUAAUUACACAGCCACAGGCAGUGGUGAUUACCUGCUUCAUAUUGAAGUAGUGUUACAUUCACGUAGCAGCAUUAACUCGUUCAGAGGAAAUUGAACUACUACUUCUGGAUUGUGGAUGAGCAUUUCCUGAAGACUUCUGAAGUCUAUGCUACUGAAUUAUUACAUAUUGUCACUGGGAUCAAGGACUGAUUGGAAAUGACAGUAAAAUGCACUUCCUUUUAUCUUGGAGAGACUACAAAACUGUGCCUGCUAAACUCUGGUAGAUUUUAUUAUGGGAACCAGAAUGUUGCAGGUUUUUUCUAACUAUGUUAAAAUAUUUGAAGAAUUAAUAUUAAAUACUUUUUGCAAUAGACAUUAAAAAGAAAAUUGUCAUAUUUACUCUAA